CACCAUAGAAGAAGGGAAUGCGGAAGAGGAUGUUAAACAUGAUAAGACAAACGCGUGUGAGUGUGAGCUGGCUGUCAUCGAGAAAGUUCCUGCAGGUUUGGACCGCUGAGGGAGAAGCGAAGGCGCAUGUGAACCGUUUUAUCUAACCGAGAGAGAGGAGACACACCCGGCCUUUAAAAUGUCUGUGAUUUCCGAGGAGAAUGUGCGCGGCGGGAACGUUUUCAAGGAGAUCGGCGCAGACGACGGAGACUGGGAGCCCACUGAGAUCGAGAGCCUGUGUAUGAACUGCUACCAGAACGGCACGACGCGUCUGCUUCUCACCAAGAUACCCUUCUUUAAGGAGAUCAUCGUCAGCUCAUUCAGCUGCCCAAACUGCAGCUGGUCAAACACCGAGAUCCAGUCCGCAGGCCGGAUCCAGGACCAGGGCGUCUGUUACACACUCAAAGUGAAAACUAAACAGGACUUGAACCGCGAGGUUGUGAAAUCAGACAGUGCGACCACCAGGAUCCCUGAGCUGGACUUUGAAAUCCCUCCCUUCACCCAGAAAGGUGCACUGUCUACCAUCGAGGGGCUUUUAGACCGAGCGGUUGCAGGGCUGGAGCAAGACCAAACCCUGAGGCGGGCCAGCCACCCCGAGGUGGCUGAGAAAAUAGAUGACUUCAUCCAGAAGCUGAAGACGUUAAAAGAGGUUGAAAAUGAGUUCACUGUGGUGAUCGAGGAUCCAUCCGGCAACAGUUUUGUGGAGAAUCCAAACGCCCCUCAGAAAGAUGAGGCUCUCAUGGUGUCCAGGUUCAAGCGGACGGUCCAGCAGGACAUCCAGCUGGGGUUGAGGGCUGACGACGACGAAGGCUUGGAGGAAGAACCGGCCGCCAACGACCUGGACGCCAUGAGAAAUGAGGUGUUGGUCUUCAACACCAACUGCCCAGAGUGCAACGCGCCGGCCUCGACCAACAUGAAGCUGGUCCAGAUCCCUCACUUCAAGGAGGUCAUCAUCAUGGCCACGAACUGCGACAGCUGUGGCCACCGGACCAACGAGGUGAAGUCGGGUGGAGCCACAGAGGAGCAGGGCACCAAAAUCACCCUGCACAUCACCGACCCUUCAGACAUGACCCGAGACGUGCUCAAGUCAGAGACGUGCUCGAUCCUCAUCCCCGAGCUGGAGUUCGAGCUGGGGAUGGCAGCCGUGGGCGGGAAGUUCACCACCCUGGAGGGGCUGCUGAAAGACAUCAAAGACCUGAUCGUCUCCAAAAACCCCUUCAUGUGCGGCGACAGCAGCACCACAGACCGGGUGCAGAAGCUGAGCGACUUUGGGGAGAAGAUAGACAAGAUCAUAGCCGGAGAAAUGGAUGUCCACUUCGUCCUGGACGACCUGGCUGGGAACAGCUAUUUGCAGAACGUGUACGCCCCGGAGCCAGAUCCUGAGAUGACUGUUGAGAAGUACACCCGCUCCUUCGAGCAGAAUGAAGAGCUCGGCCUGAACGACAUGAAGACUGAAGAAUAUCAAGAGGAAAAGAAAGAACUGCCAGCAGCAGCUGAAAGGACUGAAUGAGCCGAUCGUUUAUCAUGCUUUGUCAAAAUCCCAGUGUAAUUAUAUCGCUCCAUAUUUUCAUACAUUUUAAGUUAAAAGAAACUGAGUGAAUGGUUGUUUCCAUCAGUAAGUUAAGCAUUGGGAAGAAUUCUAAGUUGUCUAAAUGUACAUUGAAAAUAGAUUGAAGACAUUGAUUUGUACACCUAAUGGAUGCUUCUGUUAUUAAAGAGAAAUCCUUUAACUCAUCGUUUAUUGCAUUCUUGUGACACCCCAGAAGAUGGCGCUCUGUUAUCUCUGAUUAAAGGGAUGUUUUUCUCUGA
Messenger RNA from Morone saxatilis (striped sea-bass), 1848 nucleotides. It is a transcript of the gene zpr1, whose product is annotated as ZPR1 zinc finger. Gene Ontology annotation, cellular component: cytoplasm; nucleus. NCBI's taxonomy places the organism in Eukaryota, Metazoa, Chordata, Actinopteri, Moronidae. The record is from RefSeq and is a predicted model, not a curated record. The transcript has a single exon. Bases 179 to 1549 code for a protein of 456 amino acids. Gene Ontology annotation, molecular function: zinc ion binding.